UGUUCGCCAAUGCGAUACCAACCGCUAUCGUCCAACGAUCGUCGCUUGGGGGGGGGGAAAAAAAGACUCCGUCGACCGUUCUCCUUUCACCUGCGAUAAAAAUUUGCUCCGUGAUAGCGCGAACGAGGAGUGAAUCGUUACGGGGAAGCUGUUCGCGACGGUUCGAGACGCAACGCGGCGGUGUGAAUUUUCGAAAGAUACGGAAAGUGGCGAUCGCGCGCGCGACAAAUUCUGUUCGAGCCCGCUCGAAACGGUGACCCAGAGGAGAUCGACAGCUCGGAAACAGAAGAGAGGAACUGAUGUUGGCGUCCAGCCGGAAGAGAUACCGGAGACGAACGAGCGACAGUCUCGCUGGAAGUUUAAGGCCGAAGCCCUGAAAAGGUGAUAACGUUCAACAAGCUGGAUCCGCUGGACGUGGACGAGCUGGCCGUCGAGAGUACGCGCUCGCCUGAAUGAAGCUGCACCGGAUCACCGGUUCAUAGGAGAUCGAUUCGAGCGAACCUCGUGAUCGGCAAGGUAUCGGAGGGAAUCGUCCGCUGGGAAGUUCGCGAAACGUUUGAUCGGUGGCUCGACACGGGAGAAAAGAGAUUUUUAAAGCGCCAAAGAGAGGAAGAGUGAGAGAGAGAGAGAGAGAGAAAGAGAGGAUUGGACGUCUCUGUAUCGGAUUCGCUUACGGCAGGCUUUAACUGUCACCCGAUCCCUUGUGGCCGAACGAAAUUCGACAGAUAUUACUGAGAGAUACCAUGGCUUUCAUUUGGUAUAUCGGAAUUUUUGCAGCAAUAGUUAUUGGACAAACAUGGGCAGACUUGGCAGUUUCUACUCAUGAUUUAAAAGUACAACUAAAGUAUACAGAGACAUUUACAUUGUACCUGACGGAAAAUGUAUCUACAGAUGUAUAUGUGUUGAUAAAUGUGGAACACCCAGAUUUGCUCUAUGUUACUCCUAAUAACACUAUCAUUAAUAACAGCAAAAGUUGGGAGGAAGUAACUGUAGAGGGGAAGCAUGCAGGACAUUCAGUUGUUAGUGUUAAUGUUACAAAUAGUGUAAUACCUUUUUCAGAAGCAUUUGUCAGAGUUACUAUAGAAAAGUCAGACACUCUUUAUUAUAUAAGUGCUGUAGUAGGUUGGAUAUACUUUUUAGCAUGGAGUGUAAGUUUCUAUCCACAAAUGUACAUCAACUACAAACGGAAAAGUGUUAUAGGAUUAAAUUUCGAUUAUUUAUCGUUAAAUCUGAUCGGUUUUAUUAUGUACGCUCUAUUUAACUGCGGUCUAUUUUGGAUAUCAGAUGUAGAGAUCGAAUAUUUUAGACGACAUCCGAAAGGUUUAAAUCCUGUGCAAGUGAACGAUAUAUUUUUCGCCUUGCACGCAGUAACUGCUACUGUGAUAACUAUUUUUCAAUGCUUUAUUUAUGAGACAGGUACUCAGAGAGUAUCGACAACCGCACGUAUUAUUCAUGGAAUAUUUGCAAUCAUUGUAUUAUGUACUAUAAUACUAGCUGCAGUACAUAUACUGCAUUGGCUUGAUUUUCUGUACUAUUGCAGUUAUAUAAAAUUGUGUAUAACAUUAAUCAAAUAUAUUCCACAAGCAUUUUAUAAUUAUAAAAGAAAAUCCACCGUUGGUUGGAGUAUUGGCAAUAUAUUUUUAGAUUUUACUGGCGGUAUUUUUUCAAUGCUGCAGAUGAUAUUGAAUGCAUACAAUUACGAUGAUUGGGAAAGUAUUUUUGGAGACCCAUCGAAGUUCGGUCUGGGAUUUUUUUCAGUCGCAUUUGAUAUAUUUUUCAUUGUACAACAUUACAUUUUCUAUCGGAAUCGUGAAGAAUACGUUGAAAUACCUGGUAGCAAUUGUGAGGACUGUAAAGAGGGCACAUCAAGAAGCACGCUUGCUUGAUUUUAUAUCGUUUUCUCCGAAUGACUGCUUAGUUGUAUUUAUUACAAUAAAGAACGAUCUACCUAUUCAUCACUCAUAUACGAGAAAGAAACAUCGAUACCGCCAUUGAUGUCAUAAUGUCGAAUUUUUAUUCUCA
Messenger RNA from Colletes gigas, 2022 nucleotides. It is a transcript of the gene Ctns, whose product is annotated as cystinosin homolog. Gene Ontology annotation, biological process: L-cystine transport. Lineage: Eukaryota; Metazoa; Arthropoda; Insecta; Hymenoptera; Colletidae. Gene Ontology annotation, molecular function: L-cystine transmembrane transporter activity. The coding region runs from base 744 to 1886 and encodes 380 amino acids. The transcript has 11 exons. The record is from RefSeq and is a predicted model, not a curated record. Gene Ontology annotation, cellular component: lysosomal membrane.